Messenger RNA from Saccostrea echinata, 918 nucleotides. RefSeq names its product IgGFc-binding protein-like. The record is from RefSeq and is a predicted model, not a curated record. The transcript has a single exon. Lineage: Eukaryota; Metazoa; Mollusca; Bivalvia; Ostreida; Ostreidae. The coding region runs from base 1 to 918 and encodes 305 amino acids.
AUGACACCGUCAGAUAAUUUUCUAGGGAGUGGAAGUCAUUUCACAGUUGCUUCAAUGAAAGACAAUACCCUUGUUAACAUAGUGUUUGCUGCUGAUCAUGACAUAAAGAUAGUGCUACAGGGAAGAAGUUAUGGGAGAGGUGAUACAUUCAAUAUCAUUUUGAACAGGUAUCAAACAUUUCAAAUUGGACAUAAUGCUGAUAUGACAGGGACAACGAUCCGUUCUUCUAAUCCGGUCGCGGUCUUUGCAGGGAAUAGGUGUAUUACUGUCGGGUACCAUGGGUACUGCAGCAUGCUUAUGGAAAUGGUUCCACCAACUGAAGAACUAGAUAACGUAUUCAUCGUUCCACCAAAUAUUCAUAGAUUCCAAUCGCAUGUACGCAUUUCCUCGGUUGUAAAAACGGAUAUUAAAUAUACUACCAAAGAAAUCACAACGAGGACACAUCUUUUGAAAAAUCGGUUUGCUGAAUUUAUCGUUCGCGAAAACGAAGUGGGCGUUAUAUUUUCUACCAAACCUGUUUUAGUGAACAGUAUUGCUGUAUCUUCAACCAAGGCUAAAGUAUAUGGCGAUACAUUCAUGUUGACGAUCCCUGGAAUUAAUCAGUAUCUCAACACAUACACCAAUUUCGUGCCUACUGGAUAUAAUUUUAGCUUUGCUAUUUUUGUAAUAAGAAACGAUUCUCUGAGAAAUCUUCAAAUCAACGGAACAAACAUCGAUGUAGAUAGCUGCCUUUUUCAUUCGUCCGUUCUAGUUGGAAUGGAUCUAUACAAUGUUUGUACCGCAAGUGUUCCAAGUGGAGUAAUUAAUGUAGAAACCUCUGAUGGGUCGCGAUUUGGUUUUAUCGUUAUUGGUCAAAGCAAACAUGAUGGUCAUGGCUACGCUGGAAAUGCAUUGUUGACCACUGACUGUGAGACUUAA